Molecule: messenger RNA, 585 nt
Organism: Aspergillus viridinutans
Lineage: Eukaryota; Fungi; Ascomycota; Eurotiomycetes; Eurotiales; Aspergillaceae
Exons: 2
Coding region: 1-585 (194 amino acids)
Source: RefSeq, a predicted model, not a curated record
AUGGAGGACUACAGCGAAAAGCUCCAGAAGAAGAUCUCCGGUCUUAGGCUGGGGUCUCCCAAGGACGAGGUUCGUGACGUCUGGAAACAAAUUCUCGAAUACCACUUUCCCAAGCAAAGCGCUGAUUGCCCCAGUGGAGGAUUCGUUCACAAGUACUUCGACUACGACAGCGACUUUCCGCACGUCGGCAUUGUCAAUCCUCGAGGUGAGCAUUCAUACCUGCCCGUAUUCCAUGUCUACUGCCAGUCUCUACCAGCCGCCGCAGGGGAAAGCAUCUUACCAGGUUCUAUGACUCAUUGGCGAGCUUUGGAAGACGCGGUGAAAUUCGAGCUGGUUGGAAUCGUGUCACUCAUCAAGGAGUGCAAGCCGAAUCUCUAUGCGGCCAUUGUCGCAGGGCCGUUGGUACGCUUCUGCGGGGUGAACAAAAAGGGCGAAUUCUGGGAUUUUGGCUUUGAUGACGAGGAGGGUGCAUGGAAUAUCCACCACGAUUAUGAUGCCAUUCUUGAAGGGUUGUUGAAGAUUCGUGCCAAAAUCGAUCCGGUGUGCUUUGUUCCCUGGGGUGUCUCGGCAGUUUGUAUCAAGUAG